Molecule: messenger RNA, 2439 nt
Organism: Ananas comosus (pineapple)
Lineage: Eukaryota; Viridiplantae; Streptophyta; Magnoliopsida; Poales; Bromeliaceae
Product: probable methyltransferase PMT17
Exons: 6
Coding region: 148-2160 (670 amino acids)
Cellular component (GO): endosome; cytoplasm; trans-Golgi network
Molecular function (GO): methyltransferase activity
Source: RefSeq, a predicted model, not a curated record
UCUUCUUCUUUCUUGGUUUUAUCAGUAGUUGCUUUCUGUCGCAUCAAUCUAAGAUCAGAUCAGAUCAGAAAGCCUGGGAUUUCAUGAUUUGGUUUUGAUAUUCUUGACUGAUCUUCUGACUCAUCAAUCAUUACUUCUUUUCUCCAAAUGUGCCCUUCUGUACUGAUCAUGUGUUUUGCUGCUUUUGACAGCAAUUAUUUCUUUACCUUUACAAUCAUCUCACUUUAUUUGCUGCCCAAUCUAUCAAUAGCAGAUUGUUUCAGCUUUCUGGCUCUACAAUAUCAGAUGGCGAGGGAGAACAAUCCUUUUACCAGUAUCAUCCAUCUUUCAGAAUCUGCGAGAUUGCGCAUAACUUGGUUCUUGGGUCUGACUGCUCUCUGUUCACUCUUCUACUUUCUCGGAUCUUGGCAGACCGCCAAAUCCGGCCUCGGCCCCUCCGAAUUGUCCGUCGGACUUAAGUGCCGCGAAGCACUUCCUCGACCCUCUAAUGCAUUUGACCUCGAUUUCCAAUCUCGCCACCCAGUUGCGAGCCUCAAUGCGUCUACGACCGCGAGCGAGAAUUUCCCGCCUUGCAAUUUCGAACUGUUUGAGUACACUCCAUGCCAAGACUCAAGAAAGGCGCGGAAGUUAGACAAGACGAUGAUGAAGCACCGAGAAAGGCAUUGCCCUCGCGCGGGCGAGCUUCUCCGAUGCCUGGUUCCUGCCCCACCGGAUUAUAAGAACCCCUUUCGGUGGCCCGAGAGCAGGGACCAUGCUUGGCUGGAUAACAUCCCCCACAAGGAAUUGAGUGUCUCGAAGGCGGUGCAGAACUGGAUCCAAGUCGAGGGCAAUCGGUUUCGGUUCCCUGGUGGCGGCACGAUGUUCCCUAGAGGAGCUGAUGCUUAUAUCGACGACAUCAAUUCGCUUGUUUCGUUAACCGACGGGAGCAUCAGAACAGCACUUGAUACCGGAUGCGGGGUGGCAAGCUGGGGAGCUUAUCUUCUGAAGAGGGAUGUCCUGACCAUGUCGUUCGCGCCGAGAGACUCGCACGUGGCGCAAGUGCAGUUCGCGCUGGAACGGGGAGUGCCGGCUAUGAUCGGUGUGCUGGCGUCGCAAAGGAUUCCGUACCCAGCAAGAGCAUUCGACGUCGCGCACUGCUCCCGAUGUUUGAUACCUUGGAACAAGUUCGACGGGCUGUACUUGAUUGAAGUGGACAGAGUGUUGAGGCCGGGCGGGUAUUGGAUCCUCUCGGGCCCGCCGAUCAAUUGGAAUAUUCAUCACAUGGGAUGGCAGAGGGCGGAGGAGGAUUUGAAGCGAGAGCAGGAUGAGAUUGAGGACUUAGCGAAGCGCCUCUGCUGGAGGAAAGUGGCAGAGAAGGGAGAUCUCGCGAUUUGGCAGAAACCCGUUAACCACAUCGAGUGCAAUGAAAGCCGUGAUGUCGGUAAAGCUCCUCGGAUUUGCGACAGCAAUAGCCCAGAUGCCGCCUGGUACAAGGAAAUGGAGAGUUGCAUAACCCCAUUGCCGGAGGCGAAGAGCCCAGAAGAAGUCGCCGGUGGAUCACUGGGGAAAUGGCCUCAAAGAGCAUUUGCCAUUCCACCAAGAAUAAGUAGAGGUUCAAUCCCAGGCAUAACUGCCGAGAAGUUCCAGGAUGAUAACAAGUUGUGGGCGGCGCGGGUGAGUAACUACAAGAAGAUCAUCCCUCAGCUGACCGAGGGUCGGUACCGGAACGUGAUGGACAUGAACGCGAACUUGGGAAGUUUUGCGGCGGCCAUGGUGCAUUUUCCGGUGUGGGUAAUGAACGUUGUUCCCGUGGACUCUGCGGUGGACACGCUCGGUGUUAUAUAUGAGAGAGGUUUGAUCGGGACGUACCAGGACUGGUGCGAGGCGUUCUCGACGUAUCCGAGGACCUACGACCUCAUCCACGCCGAUGGCGUGUUCAGCAUUUAUCAGGACAGGUGCGACAUAACAUACAUUCUCCUGGAGAUGGAUAGGAUACUGCGGCCGGAAGGAGCGGUGAUAAUCCGCGACACAGCGGAGGUGUUGGUGAAGGUCCGGUCGAUAAUAGAAGGAAUGAGGUGGAGGAGCCAGACGGUGGAUCACGAGAGCGGGCCCUUCCACCCGGAGAAGAUCCUCGUCGCCGUCAAGUCGUAUUGGACCGGUCAUCCUACGCCGAAGCAAUAACUGCUACUGCAGAGUUUCUUUCAUCUUUUUGGGAGUAAUUUUUACAACUUGAAGAUGUUUCUUUCCUUUUUUUUUUCCUCGCUGUUUAAGGCGCAGUGUAGGGAUUCUUUUGGAACUAUGUAGAUAGAUUAUUUAUCUGUGAUUAAUUUUGAAAAGAAACCAGUGAGUUUAGAGAGUGAUUUGCUUUUCUUACUGAGAAUGAACAAGGAUUGAGAUCAGCUGUAGUUACAUUGUGAUUUAUCACAACGAUUCAAUGGUAAUUUUUUUUAUUAUUAUUAA